AUACUUCAGGUAGGCCUGCAGGUGGCAUCGAAAGCUUAAAUUGAAGGUGACUUCUGCAUUUCUCCAGGGUAGAGAAGGCGGGGACUCGUCCUGCUGUACGACUUCAAGUCCUCAUUUACGAUUUCGGCAGACCCCCAUCCUAAGAGAUACAGGCUGACAGAAAGAACAUUCAUUCUCAUCCAAACCCGACCUCUGCUUUCCAUCUUUUCCACAUGACUGAGCUAGGCAGCAGCCGUGAACAGCAGACCGGCACCUGUGUUCUUGGUUGAAACAAGAUGUCUUCGGCCAAUGAGAAUGGAGUCAGUGGGACUAGCAAUACCAGUAGAGAGAAAACAUACAAAAAGACUACUUCAUCUGCCCUGAAAGGAGCCAUCCAGCUGGGCAUCGGUUACACCGUAGGGAACCUGACCUCAAAACCUGACCGAGAUGUGCUCAUGCAGGACUUCUACGUGGUGGAGAGCGUGUUUUUACCCAGUGAGGGAAGUAACCUGACUCCAGCGCACCAUUAUCCAGACUUUCGCUUCAAGACGUACGCCCCAUUGGCUUUCCGCUACUUCCGGGAGCUGUUUGGGAUCAAGCCAGAUGAUUACCUGUACUCUAUAUGUAAAGAACCUCUGAUCGAGUUGUCUAACCCGGGCGCCAGCGGCUCGCUCUUUUACCUGACCAGCGAUGAUGAAUUCAUCAUCAAAACUGUCCAGCACAAAGAGGCCGAGUUUCUACAGAAACUGCUUCCAGGAUACUACAUGAACCUCAACCAGAACCCAAGGACUCUCCUACCCAAGUUCUACGGGUUGUACUGCGUCCAGUCAGGAGGGAUGAACAUUCGUGUCGUUGUUAUGAACAACGUUUUACCGAGAUCUUUAAAGAUGCACUACAAAUAUGACUUAAAAGGCUCCACGUACAAGAGGCGGGCAUCUCGUAAAGAGCGAGAAAACGCCUGUCCCACGUAUAAAGACCUUGACUUUGUGGACAUGCAGGAUGGCCUGUACUUUGACCCAGAGACGCACAGCGCCCUGAUGAAGACGUUACAGCGAGACUGUCGGGUGCUUGAGAGUUUUAAAAUCAUGGACUACAGUCUGCUGCUGGGUGUGCACGUCCUAGACCACGGUCGCAGGGAAAGAGACCUCACAGGAACGGAUUGGAAGAGAACUUUAGGACAGAAAGUGCUUUACUCCACUGCGAUGGAGUCCAUUCAGGGGGAUGGCAGAGCCGCCGAGGCCCUGAGCUCCGACAACACAAUGGGGGGAAUUCCUGCAAGAACAAACAGAGACGAGAAGCUGCUGAUUUUCCUGGGCAUAAUCGACAUCUUACAAUCUUACAGGUUUAUGAAGAAGCUCGAACAUUCGUGGAAGGCACUCGUCUAUGAUGGUGACACCGUCUCUGUGCACAGACCGAGUUUCUAUGCAAACAGAUUUCUUAAGUUCAUGAGCAGCAGAGUAUUUCGAAAGACUCAUCCAAAUCGUUUCUCCCCGAGCAAGAGGCCGAGGAACUCCAUACCAGCCCUGAAGUUCUCCUCGCAGGAGAUUCUGUCCUCACAGAAGGAUGAGAAACGCGAGGAAUGUGUCGACAGACUCACAGGAGCUCGUAGUCUAGCUAGUCUAGAUGGACCAGUGUUCUGGUCCUAUAAACGUCCUGACCUGGUCCCUCAAGCUCCUUACCCACAUGAAGCCGCUCCCAUCAAACACAACAUCUCCCCACCCUCUUAUUACAUGACAACUCGCUACCUGGAGGCCAGAUCCAACGAAAGAUGUGCCAUUAGUUCAAGCUCAACCUUUACAUUGGAGGACAGCGCCAUCUGUCUGAUAUCCGAGCAAAGCACCAUGAACGUUGAUAGAGAUGACGAAUCUGUGCUGGAUGCCUAUUUUUGAAAAGCAACAUGAGAUUCUUCAUCAUCUCUCCUCAUCACCUGCUUCUGUAGUCCUCUGGAUCUUCAUGUGCCGACAGCGCCCCCUGCUGCCAAACGAAAACAAAAAGUGCACAGACAUUCACCAAUGACACAGCUAUCAAGUGCAAUCAUGCGUAUCUGUACUGUGCAUCGGAUCGCAAUGCCGAAGAACUCAUUGGACUCCUUGGCAGACGUGCAUGCAACGUGCAUCAGGCCGUAGUGCCAAGAAUUAUGCCAUCAACCAAAUGCUUAUUGUGCUUUGUAGUCUACCUUUGCUUCUCAGCGGCAAACAGAUCUUACGUCAAAACUGGCAGCUCUGGGGUCAGACAUGACAUCACGUGACGGUGUGACGUCAUCGCUCUUUAUUUAAGAGAUGCAAUAAAUACAUUUAUUUGAUAUGCAAGAUGGUUUAUAAAGAGCUAUACAUUAUACCUCUUAUAGAUCUAGUUUUUAGAGGCCUACAUGCAAUGCUUGGUGAAUCGAACCUGUUCGUAUAUUUUUAAAUGUGCAAUUUUCAAACAUUACACAAGUGCUGUCGUAGUUCUCCUUACUGGGGUUAUAAUCUUUACAUUUUAAUUCCAAGGAAAUUUAAAGGAGGAAAUCGAUGUGUGACUUAAAUCCUCAAACGUUAAUGAGCACAGACAUGCUAUGUACUGUAAAUGUUGUGUAUCUUACACUGUACAACUUCACUUAUGUUGGUACAUCAACAAUGAAUUUACAGCCGAGUGUUUUACGAAUUUACAUGCCAACAAUUUUGAUAUGCCAGAAUGUUUUGUGCUAAAACGCAGAUGAUCUUUAGGAGAGUUUCACACGAGCGUCUCUCAGGAGCUCUUCUUCCUAGAGGUCCAAAAGAUUGCUUGAUGUUAAACGCUAAUGUGAUUUGAUUUUAAAUGUAUUUUAAAUAUUAUUGCACCUUUGUUUGUUUGUUUUGAGGCCAUAAUUUAUUAAAUCUAUUAUAAAUUAA
Misgurnus anguillicaudatus (oriental weatherfish) is the source of this 2849-nucleotide messenger RNA. The record is from RefSeq and is a predicted model, not a curated record. Lineage: Eukaryota; Metazoa; Chordata; Actinopteri; Cypriniformes; Cobitidae.